Molecule: messenger RNA, 1264 nt
Organism: Gilbertella persicaria
Lineage: Eukaryota; Fungi; Mucoromycota; Mucoromycetes; Mucorales; Choanephoraceae
Exons: 1
Coding region: 440-766 (108 amino acids)
Source: RefSeq, a predicted model, not a curated record
CAGAAGAGAAUGUCAUAUAACGUGGUUUAGGCUCAAGUUAAAGGUGACUAAAACUUUGAUUUUAUGAUUUUUUUUGUCUACAUUGAUUACAGCAUAAGGCGUUAAGACAAGUGCUCAAUUAGGAUAUAGAACCAACCCAUUACUUAUUGAGCGAUGUUCAAAGAUAAAGAAAAAGAAAACUUAUACACUACUUCCAGUCUUGAGCAAAAAAAAAAUGUAUUGAUAAACCAUCAAUGAUGGUGACAAUUAUUGAUUGUUUCUUCCUCUUUGCAAAAUUUCCACUCAAGAUGGUAAAUAAACAAGUUACAAAACUGUAUCCCAUUCAACUUUAAUAAAAAUCAAAGAUUUCUAUUUACCUUUAGAAUGGAAGCCUGAUAAAGACUUUAUUAGUAAAUCGUUGCUAAAAGAUACAAUCUGGUUGUUCACUCUUUGAUUGGUAAUGUAUUUCAUUACUUGUAUAAGAACCAGUAUCUAUUCAGCACUUAGACUGUAUAUAGAUGCAAAUAUUCUUGCCAGCAGUUAUAGUAUAGCUCAAACAGCAUGGACUGCCAAAAAAGUUGUAUAUACUUUGUAUGUCUCGCAAAAUGCAAAUGAUGAAAGACUUGUUCCAAUACUUAUCACUCUUUAUGAGGAAGUUGACCAGGUCAUCAUGUUGGAUAAUAUUGUACACUCUAUUAUGGUUGCCGAAGAAUUCGGGAUUUUGCCUGCAGUUCUGAUUAUCUCUAUCAAAGGCUCCUCUAAUCUGAUGAUGCUUUAUUAUUUUUAGUGCAAUGUAAAUCUAAACAAAUGUUUCCUGUUUUUUCCUGAUUUAGUCAACAUAGUAUGCGAUGGGUGAGCGCAUACCUUCACUUGCAGCAUUAUGUUAGUUUAUAUCUGAUCCAAACAAAACACUUUCUAUUGACUACAGCAGCCAAAAUAAACAAAUGAAGCUGCAACAAAUCAAAAAACGUUAAAUACAAUCUUAUUUUUAGUAAAUCAAGCAUAAUUUCUCUUUUCUAAGCUUGAUGCGACUACUAAAGAAAAACACUCGGCUCACUGCCUGUUUAAUUGGUUUCUCUUCAAAAGAAAAUAACGACAUGAGCAUUGAAUUCUGUCAAUGAGACAAUAUCUUAGAACAGCCAAAGAAUGUAUUGCUGAAUAAUUUCUUAAAGUAUUGCGAAGCUUAUUUUCAUUUUCAAUGACAUUAUACACUUAUUUUGGAAUGAAGUAGUACUUGAUAAGCAUCAAAUGAAGAACGAUAUCAACGCCUUUUUUUUUUUGGGUU